AUGGCUGCCCCUUCAUCUGGAGUUAUCAUAGACAUAAAGAAAGAUACCAAUGGACAAGGAUCCAUUACAUAUCCUUCUGGAGUAUCUCCUAAUCAGGUUAGGCUGGAGAAAUCUGAGGAUCCUGCUAGUUCUGGCUUCUGGAAAUUCACUCACAAGCCACCCAGUGAAGACUCUUUCACCGUAGCACAGGUUGUGUUUGGAAGUAAUACAGUUUCAGACAUAGGAGUUAAUCCUAGUGAUAAUAUCCAACACCUAUCAGUAUGGUACUGGAAGGGAGACCAGGGAAUGACGAACCCUCUUCUCGCAGAAGUACUCAAAGAUGGUAACUAUGCUUACAACUAUAACAAGGGAGGUGGCGAUAUCCAAUGGAGUCCAGCUGGAACUAAUCCACUCACCGGUAAGACACUUGAGACUCAACUUGAUGGUCUUAACUGCAAACUUAACGAUGCUGUCACCAUAAAUCUCACCUUUCAAAAUUCUAGCACUCUUUCUGAGACUCAUGCUAAGAAUAGUGGUAGAAAGGAUAAUAAGUACUGUUGCGAUUACCAUAAUCCUAAUGCUACUAGCGGGAGGGUCUCUGUUACUAUUGAUAAAGUUCGUUGUAAAGAAAAGGGUCAUAAAAGUGCCGACUGCUACAAACAUACCAUCGAUUCUGGUGGCUAUAAACUUGCAAAGAUUAAGUACAAUGGCAGAGAUAGAAAAAACAUAAAAGGUCCAGAGUUAAACUUUCCCAUUAAAGGUCCUGUUAGCGUCUAUGUAUUAUACUGCAAUCACAAUCCAGUUCUUAUUUAUGUUAAAGGAGAUAGGCAAAACAAGUGGUAUCAGAAGCCUGCUAGUAAUGGUGCUACAGAUGAACAGUGGACAGAAGUAGGAAAUCUCGGAGGCAUAACACCCAUAAAGUUUGGAAGUCUAAACUGUCAACAGUGGAAUAGACUUAGAGAGGAACUACAGAAGGCUGGAUGUAGAAGCUUGGGAACAUGUCCUCCACCUCCUAAACCUCCACCACCGCCUCCACCGCCACCAUCUCCUCCUAAACCUGCUACUCUAGGUCAACAAGACUCAGGCGGUCCUGGAGGAGCUACUGCUGCUCUUUCUGUUGAAGGAGACUCUGGUGGUAAUGAUGGACCUAGAGGAGAAUCUGAUAGAGAUGGUGAAGCUGCUCCUCCUACUCCUCAACAAAAAUCUACUCCUACUUCUCAAGCCGUUACUGGUUUUGAACUUCCUCUUGUUGCUACUAUUGGAUACUUUAUUGCUGGAACUACAGGAUCCGGCGCAGCUGGUUUCUUGGGAUAUAAGGGUUAUAAGAAAUGCAAUGUCGAAUUAGUACCAAGCAACGAUGGCCUAGUGUUUUAUACGAUUGAGGAUGUUACGGACUCCAUAAUAAAUCUUCUCUACACGAGGGGAGGAAGGGUUCCUAUUUAUGAACUUUCCACACUCUUGAACGUACAGGAGGAUUAUGUAAGUCGAGGAAUACAGACAAUACUUGGAAGGAAGGAUAAUAAUCUUUUACUUGUCCAUGGAAUCUUGUUAACUUCGACUUACAUAGACUCUCUUACCCGUUCAAUAGAUGAUAGAGUCCAAGAAUGUGGAACUGUGGAUUUGACGGAGCUUUCCAAAGAGUUUAAUCUUCCGUUAGAUCUCCUGAGGGAUGCUGUUAAAAAGACGAAGAUGCAAGCGAGUCUUUCUGGAAACACACUUGUCUCUCACACCUUUGAGGAACGUAGGAAAAAUAAUGUGAGAGCAGCUCUUGCUGCCAUAACAAUACCAAUAAAGGUACAUGAUUUGUCGAGAAUCACUGGGAUAAGUUCGAAUAUUGUUGAUUCAGUUCUCCAUAGCUACAAGGGUGGUACAUAUAAAAAUGGAGAAUAUACCCCAAAGUGCUAUCUGGAUUCUGUAGAACGCUUCAUAAAACAAAAUUACUCUCAAGCUGGUUAUAUAGAGAAGUCACUUGUCCAGCCUUAUUCGCAUGUGAAUGCGGAAUACAUUAAGAAGGUGUGCACAGAUUCAAUGGCAUUGUCAAACAUUUAUAUAAACUCUGCAUUAACCUCCCCUGUAUCAGUACUCGUAAACGAGGCUGUUUCUGGAAGAACAUGGAGAGAAGUGACAUCUAUGCUUCCAUCUGUAUUGGAUGAAAAGGACUGGAGUGUAUUGCUCAAAAAUGCCAAGGGAAUUCUUAUUGAAUCUGUAUUUGUAUCUGAAGGAUUUUUAGAGGAUCUGAAAGAACAUAUAAAAAAGAAUAUUGAUACAAAAAAUGAUGACACAUCUUCUCUAGAGAAUUUAGUCGAUUCCUUGUUAUCUUCUGGAGAUGACCACUUUUCUGAACUCCACAUGUUAUACCCAUCGCAACUUUAUUCGCAAAUUGAAGCACAUAUUAAAAAGGCGCUUGAAAGGAAGGCUGCACAACCCGUGCAAACGAAAAAGAAGGGAGUAGAUUUGGAAGCGCUGAAACAACAUGUUAUGCGCUCAGAGUUGACCAUUAAAACUCUCUCCAAACUUGGAGUGGAGUCAACACUGCUAUUGCAGAACCUCGCCAGAGAAGUUCUCACGCCUGCAUUUCACAUGCUACUUGAACAUCAUCUACAAGGGUUUGGUGAUGAGGUACAGGUGAAUGCACAAAAUAGGACUUCUCUUGUUGAAAAGGUGGUUGAUAAAGAGGUCAAGGCAGCAUGUAAUGACUACAUAUCUGGAAUAAGAGGUAAAGAUGCUACAGCUUGUAUGGACGCUUGCAAUUUACUCUGCAAGUACAUGUAUAUUAAUUGCAAUGUGAAAAAGGAGAGUAAGCCAUUUAUUAGGGCAGAACAAAUGGCUCACUUACAAAAGAUGUCUUCAUUCACUUGUGUAGAUUAUGCAAAUGUCUGUCUUAGUGCCAUCAUGUUGACCCUUCUCAAGAAUAACCAUUACAUUUACAUGAAUGAGAAGACAUGGUGCCUCAAGGAAGUUUGCGGAUCGUUAAAAACAGUCAUGGAGACGUGCAGCGUUUAUACACAAAUUUUGGAGGUUGUGGAAGGAAUAGAUGACCCACAAGAAGGUACGUUUAUAGAUUUUAUGUACAUCACACUAAUAUAUACAUUGUGCUCCAUUAAUUUUAUCUCUAGAGAAAAAGCUCCAAGAUGCCACGGCAGCUAUAAUAGAACACUUUAA
Messenger RNA from Theileria equi strain WA, 3141 nucleotides. RefSeq lists its product as hypothetical. Gene Ontology annotation, biological process: protein K69-linked ufmylation; response to endoplasmic reticulum stress; regulation of proteasomal ubiquitin-dependent protein catabolic process. Gene Ontology annotation, cellular component: endoplasmic reticulum membrane. The transcript is spliced from 3 exons. Lineage: Eukaryota; Apicomplexa; Aconoidasida; Piroplasmida; Theileriidae. The record is from RefSeq and is a predicted model, not a curated record. The coding region runs from base 1 to 3141 and encodes 1046 amino acids. Gene Ontology annotation, molecular function: UFM1 ligase activity.